AUGCGCGGCGGCGAUAAAGGACAGGAUAAGAUGCAACUCAUCGACGAACGCGGCGAAUUCGAUGAACACGCGUGCGAAUCUUUCUUACACGAUGCCGCAAACGCGCACGAGUGGAAUAAAAAGUACACGGUGAUGAGCAUCAUGGGACCGCAGUCGAGCGGGAAGAGCACUUUGAUGAACCACGCGUUCGGGACGAGCUUUCGAGAGAUGGACGAGUUGUCCGGACGCCGACAGACGACGAAAGGCGUGUGGAUGGCAAUCGCGGAACAAUCGGAUGAUAACAAUAAUAAUACGAUCGUGCUCGACCUGGAAGGUUCCGACGGUCGCGAGCGAGGCGAAGACGACCAGACGUUUGAGAAGCAAACCGCGCUGUUCGCUUUGGCGGCCUCGGACGUUCUCUUAGUCAACGUGUGGUGCAACGACAUCGGGAGAGAACACGCGAGCGGGAAACCUUUGCUGAAGACGAUUUUACAAGUCAAUUUGAAGUUGUUUUGUUCGAAUAACAAAACGGCGACGAAGAAAACGAAACUCGUGUUUGUCAUUCGCGAUCGGUCGAAAACGCCGAUUGAAUUACUCGAGAAAGCGUUGAAAGAGGACGUCGAGCAAGUGUGGCAAUCCAUCAAGAAACCAGAGCAUUUCGCAAACUCGGACGUGAGCGAGUUUUUCGACGUCGGAUACUUCAGUUUGCCGCAUUACUUGCACGAGAACGAGGUGUUCGUGAAAGAAUGCAAAGGUUUACGCGCGGCGUUGAUUUCUUCCACGGAUGAUGAGUCGACGCACGAGAGCAAAGUUCCGUCGACGGCGUUGCCGACUUCCAUGAGAGAAAUUUGGAAAGCGGUGCAGGAAAAUCGCGAUUUAGAUUUACCGGCUCACGCGAUUAUGGUUGCCACGGUUCGAUGCGAGGAAAUCGCGACGAUGUGCGCUGACGCGGUGGAAGCUUCGGACGCGAUCGGGAUGCUUUGCGAACGCGCGAAUACCCCUAACGCCAGCGAAUGCACCACGCUAGGGAAAGAAAUCGAAGCCAUUGCGAAAACUGGUUUCGACGUCUACGACGCCGAGACGGCGUUUUUCGAUAAGAACGUUCGAGAUAUGAAACGGAGAGAAUUAGCGGGGAAGUUAACGACGGUGUUUAAACCAACCUUGGAGGCGCACUUCACGAACGUAUCGAAGAAGUUGUUGACCAAAGUCAGAAGAGAGUUGGACGCCGGUUUCGAGAGCGGUUUUGAAAAGAAGUCUACGAAGAAAUUCUCGCAAAUGGCUUUGUCGUUACGAGAAGACUCGAUUAACGAAUGGAACGAACACGUCGCAAACUCGACGCCGACGGAAAACAUCGACGGGUGGAACUUUGAAAUCGUCAAAGAUUUGACCAGAUUAUUUCACAAAGAUCUCGAGGAAACCGUCGAUCACGAGAAGACCGAGAAGAGCGCUUUGAUGGCGAGAAACGUAGAGAGAACGUUUUCGAGACAGGUUUCGACGUCUAUUUUAGGCGCGGUGGAUGAAUUUAGCCGAGAGAUUUGCGUCGACGACGAUUCAGACGACAAAUCCGAAGACGCCGAAGCAGCUUUGAAGAGGCGACAAAGAAGAGAGGAGAAAAAAUACUCGCUGUGGCCAGCCGCGAGACUGGCCUAUCGCGCCUCGGAGAAGAAAUGGAUCGAGACUUUAGAAAACGCGCUGUUGAAUUUCGAUUUACCUACAGACGCGUUCGAUUCGAGGAAAAACGAAGCGGAAAAUGCCAUCAAAAUCGCAUCAAACGGCGCGUGUUUCGAAGCCGGCGAUAAAGCGAGCGAGUUCAUGCGCCAAUCCUUCAGCGCGUAUUUCAACAAGACGAAGGAAGGGAUACCGAGAGUUUGGACGUCCUCGGACGACGUCGGUAGGAUUGCUCGAUUGGCUCGAUUGAACGCGGUGAACGUCUUGGCGAAUAUUUGCAUCAACCGCAUUGGAGCAGACAUGCCUCGAUUGAAAGCGGUGGCGAUGACGCAGUUUCAAACCGACGAGGCGAAACAGUUUUCAAAGGAAGAGCGAAUGAAGAUUGCAAAGGUGGAAAAGACGUUGCGAACGUUAGUGCCUGGUGUUAUGAACAAGACAGGAGAAGAAGGAGAAAAACAAGAAGAAGAGUAUCCACUCUCCGGCGGAUUGAAGACGAAGAACCCUGAGGAAGAAAUGAUAGCCCAACCUCCUUUCCCGUCCGAAUGGUCUCUGAAACUGUGCGACACCAAAGCUUCCGACGUCAUUUUGUCGCCAUCGGAAUGUCGUCAGCACUACCGACGAUUCGAAUCGGAAACGACGCACUUUGUCGCGCAAGCGUUGCACGCGCAACAAAACGCCAAAAAAGACGGCUUGUUCGGUGGCGCCCCGGUGUGGAUGAUUUUCGCCUUGUUCGUUUUAGGAUGGAACGAGAUUGUCUAUUUCCUGACGCACCCGUUUCGAUUGAUGUUUUUCGUCUUUCUAGGUUUGUACGCGAGAGCGAUUUUACGGCAAAUCAACGCGAAAGAGGCGUUUAAACUCGGCGUGGUCCCGGGAUGCGCGUUUUUAGUCGCCAAAGGCGUCCCAGCCGCCAUAUCAAUCUUCCAAAAGUUGAUCGAGCAACAGUCGCCUGAAGCGUUGACGGAAGGUCUCGAUUUUAGCAAAGUCUUAUUAGGAGCAGGAGGCGGAGGAGGAGAAACAUCCGCAAACGACGAAGAAGAGGAAGAAGUCAAAAGAACUGAAGAACCCAUGGACAUCGACUCUCCCGCAAAAAAAGUCGUCGUGAGUCCUUUCGCGAGCGUUCGAAGACGCACGAAUCAUCAACAUCAUCAGCAAAGCGCCGACGCUCGCUAG
Messenger RNA from Bathycoccus prasinos, 2817 nucleotides. RefSeq lists its product with no specific name. NCBI's taxonomy places the organism in Eukaryota, Viridiplantae, Chlorophyta, Mamiellophyceae, Mamiellales, Bathycoccaceae. The coding region runs from base 1 to 2817 and encodes 938 amino acids. Gene Ontology annotation, molecular function: GTP binding; GTPase activity. Gene Ontology annotation, cellular component: endoplasmic reticulum. Gene Ontology annotation, biological process: endoplasmic reticulum membrane fusion. The transcript has 2 exons. The record is from RefSeq and is a predicted model, not a curated record.